This is a messenger RNA of Magnolia sinica, 6556 nucleotides long. Its product is annotated as chromatin structure-remodeling complex protein SYD-like. NCBI's taxonomy places the organism in Eukaryota, Viridiplantae, Streptophyta, Magnoliopsida, Magnoliales, Magnoliaceae. The coding region runs from base 81 to 5870 and encodes 1929 amino acids. Gene Ontology annotation, molecular function: DNA binding; ATP-dependent chromatin remodeler activity; ATP binding. Gene Ontology annotation, cellular component: nucleus. The transcript has 20 exons. Gene Ontology annotation, biological process: positive regulation of transcription by RNA polymerase II. The record is from RefSeq and is a predicted model, not a curated record.
GUUCAUUUAGUUUUUCUCUUGUACUAAAAUUUCAUUAUCUUUUCCAAAGAACAAAAAAAGAAAAAAAAAAGCUGGGAAUCAUGAGUGCGAUUUUCAAGGGGAGAUUGAAGCAGAAGAGAAAAGAGAAGUUGGGAAUCAUGAGUACACUUUUGAGGGAGAGACUGGAAGUCUGCUUCGAGAUCAAGAACAAACGCCGGAGGGGUUUCAACAAGUAUGUAAAGGAGUUCCAUAAAAGAAAAGAGAAGUUACACCGGCAGAAGGUUCACAGAAUUCAGCGUGAGAAGAUCAAACUGUUAAAGAACAACGACGUGGAGGGGUCCCUACUCAUGGUUCAGGAUGCAAAAUCAGAUCGUGUUAAGCAGCUCCUCAAGGAGACUGAAAAAUAUCUUCAGCAGCUGGGCACCAAAGUGCUGGAAACAAAGGCUAUGGCGAGGCAUUUUGAGAUGGAAACGAAUGAAAAUCGAGCAGUUGAGAAAAAUGAAAUGAUCAUCAAUAAUGAAAAUGAAAGCGAUCAGGCAUGGCAUUACCUUUCAAACAAUGAGAACUACUAUCAAAUAGCUCAUAGUGUGAAAGAGAGCGUAGAUGAGCAGCCAUCCUAUCUUCAGGGUGGAAAAUUGAGAGAGCAUGAAAUGAAUGGUCUGCGAUGGUUGGUUUCAUUAUACAACAAUCACUUGAAUGGCAUUCUUGCUGAUGAAAUGGGUCUUGGUAAAACUGUCCAGGUUAUUUCUCUAAUUUGUUACCUGAUGGAAUCAAAAAAUGAUAGAGGACCGUUUCUGGUAGCCGUGCCAUUGUCUGUUCUACCAGGAUGGGAGUCUGAAAUUGCCCUCUGGGCCCCUGGCAUAAACAAAAUCACAUAUGCUGGCUCUCCUGAAGAGAGGUGUAGGUUAUUCAGGGAAAGGAUCUGUCAUCAGAAAUUCAAUCUCCUUUUGACAACAUAUGAAUACUUAAUGAACAGACGUGAUAGACUAAGACUCAGAAAAAUCCAUUGGCACUAUAUAAUAAUUGAUGAAGGCCAUCGCAUAAAGAAUCCAUCUUGCAAGUUGAAUGCGGAACUGAAGCAUUAUCAGAGUUCUCAUCGCUUGCUGUUGACUGGAACACCUCUACAGAACAAUCUUGAGGAGCUAUGGGCGUUACUGAACUUCUUAUUACCAAACAUUUUCAAUUCAUCAGAGGAUUUCUCACAAUGGUUCAACAAACCUUUUGAGAGAAGUGGCAAUAGUUCACCUGAUGCAGCUUUGCUAUCCGAGGAGGAGAAUCUUUUGAUUAUAAAUCAUCUUCACCAAGUCCUUCGACCCUUUGUUCUUCGGAGGCUGAAACACAAGGUUGCAAUUGAAUUACCUGGGAAGAUUGAGAGACUGGUAAGAUGUGACACUUCUGCUUAUCAAAAGCUUUUGAUGAAGAGGGUGGAAGAUAAUCUUGGUUCCAUCGGAGCUCCAAAGGUCCGCCGGGUUUACAAUUCUGUGAUGGAGUUACGCAAUAUAUGCAAUCAUCCAUAUCUAAGCCAAGUGCAUGCAGAGGAGGUUGAUAGUUUAAUACCUAAACAUUAUCUGCCACCAAUUGUGAGACUUUGUGGAAAGCUAGAGAUGUUAGAUCGGUUACUACCGAAGCUAAAGGCAACCAAUCAUCGGGUGCUUCUCUUCUCCACAAUGACUAGACUGCUCGAUAUUAUGGAGGAAUAUCUUACCUGGAAAUGUUACAAGUACCUUCGUUUGGAUGGAAAUACUCCAGGAAAUGAACGUGGUGCCCUUAUCGAAGAAUUCAAUCGGCCAGAUUCUCCUACUUUUAUUUUUCUGAUCAGUAUUCGGGCUGGCGGUGUUGGAGUGAAUCUACAAUCUGCUGAUACAGUCAUCAUAUUUGACCCCGAUUGGAAUCCACAGGUGGAUCUGCAAGCGCAAGCGAGGGUUCACAGGAUUGGUCAAAAGAAGGAUGUGCUUGUUCUUCGAUUAGAAACGGUGUGCUCUGUGGAGGAACAAAUUAGGGCUUCAUCUGAGCAAAAACUGGGACUUGCUAACCAGAGCAUUACUGCUGGCUUUUUCGACAACAAUACUAGUCCGGAAGAUCGAAGGGAAUAUUUGGAGUCUCUCCUUAGGGAGUGUAAGAAAGAAGAAGCUGCCCAUGUUUUAGAUGAUGAUGCUCUGAAUGAACUCAUAGCCCGCAGCGGUUCGGAGAUUGACAUUUUUGAAUCGAUUGACAAACAAAGGCAUGCAGAAGAGAUGGAAGUGUGGCAAAAGCUACUUGUGCGAAGCAACAAUUGCUCAGAGCCACUACAGCCUGUGCCUCCUCGUCUUGUGACAGACGACGACUUGAAGGCAUUCUAUCAAGCUAUGCAGAUAGAUGAAGCAUCCAAUGCCAUGGUAAAACGGAAAAGCAACUCCUUUGGGGGGAUUGAUACCCAACGAUAUGGAUGGGGUAAACGAGCUAGAGAGGUACACUCAUAUGGAUAUCAAUUGACAAAAGAAGAAUUUAAAAAGCUUUGUAGAGUUGAUUCUCCUGAAUCCCCCAAAGCGAAGGAUGAUACUAGGGAUUCAUGUAUGGGUAAAGAGGCUGAUGGGUCAAACGUGGGAGAUACAGAAGUGCAACAGCUGCCAUCAACAGAUUAUCCACCAUCCAAAGAGUUGCUGCCAGUUGCAUGUGCAGAGCCUUUGCCUCUAUCCAUAUGGCUGCCACUACCAUCAUCGAUAGAGUCAUCAUCGCAAUUGAAAGAGCUGACACAAUCUGUCAGGGAGCCACAACAGCCAUCCAAAGAGCCAGAACUGCCAUCCAAGGAACCACCACAGCCGACCGAGGUACCGCCCUCAUCAAAAGAACCACCACAGCCAUCUAUGGAGGCACCAUCCCCAUCCAAAAGGUCAUUACCAUGCUUAUCCAAAGGGCCAUCACCACCAUCCAAAGAUGUGCAGCUUGCAUGCAAUGACGCAACUCCAGUGAAAUGGUGGCAGGCCAUGCCAAAAAGAGCAACAAGGGAUGUCUCUCCACCCCCUAUGAUUGUUCCGGUGCCAUCAAAAGAACCACCACAGCCAUCUUUGGAGGCACCACUCCCAUCCAAAAGGUCAUUACCAUGCUUAUCCAAAGGGCCAUCACCACCAUCCAAAGAUGUGCAGCUUGCAUGCAAUGACGCAACUCCACCAGUGAAAUGGUGGCAGGCCAUGCCAAAAAGAGCAACGAAGGAUGUCUCUCCACCCCCUAUGAUUGUUCCGGUGCUAUCAAAAGAACCAGCACAGCCAUCUUUGGUGGCACCACUCCCAUCCAAAAGGUCAUUACCAUGCUUAUUCAAAGGGCCAUCACCACCAUCCAAAGAUGUGCAACUUGUAUGCAAUGAAGCAACUCCACCAGUGAAAUGGUGGCAGGUCAUGCCAAAAAGAGCAGCGAAGGAUGUCUCUCCACCCCCUAUGAUUGUUCCGGUGCCAUUUGAAAGUGUUGGCACAUCAGCAAUGGAACCUCAAAUACAAGAAUUUCCUGUUUAUAGUAUGGUCCCUAUCCCAGAUGCUUCCCUUUACUUACAAGGAUUGAGUGGAAACCCACAACAUCAGUUAGCGGUAGCAACUGCCCCCGGUUCACUAGCAACUCCAGUUCCUGCCAUGCCCUCACAAGUCAUAGACCAAAGCCAAAAGACUCAAACUGCACAAGGAAAACCUCGACGACGGGCAAUGAAACGGAAACCCAAUGCAGCUGCUGUUGGUCCUGAAGCUAAUUCCAUUCCAAGUCUUCCAGUUUUGGGUUUUGCCCAAGACAGGGGAACAUUGCUUGGGUCAUCAGGAAUACAUGUGCAUGCAUUUACUCAGAAUGAAGCCAACCCACAACAUCAGUUAGCGGUAGCAACUGCCCCCAGUUCACUAGCAAAUCUGGUUCCUGCCAUGCCCUCACAAGUCAUAGAACAAAGCCAAAAGACUCAAACUGCACAAGGAAAACCUCGACGACGGGCAACGAAACAGAAACCCAAUGCAGCUGCUGUUGGUCCUGAAGCUAAUUCCAUUCCAAGUCUUCCAGUUUUGAGUUUUGCCCAAGACAGGGGAACAUUGCUUGGGUCAUCAGGAAUACAUGUGCAUGCGUUUACUCAGAAUGAAGCCGACCCACAACAUCAGUUAGCGGUAGCAACUGCCCCCGGUUCACUAGCAACUCUGGUUCCUGCCAUGCCCUCACAAGUCAUAGAGCAAUGCCAAAAGACUCAAACUGCACAAGGAAAACCUCGACAACGGGCAACAAAACGGAAACCCAAUGCAGCUGCUGUUGGUCCUGAAGCUAAUUCCAUUCCAAGUCUUCCAGUUUUGAGUUUUGCCCAAGACAGGGGAACAUUGCUUGGGUCAUCCGGAAUACAUGUGCAUGCGUUUAGUCAGAAUGAAGCCAACCCACAACAUCAGUUAGCGGUAGCAACUGCCCCUGGUUCACUAGCAACUCUGGUUCCUGCCAUGCCCUCACAAGUCAUAGAACAAAGCCAAAAGACUCAAACUGCACAAGGAAAACCUCGACGACGGGCAACGAAACAGAAACCCAAUGCAGCUGCUGUUGGUCCUGAAGCUAAUUCCAUUCCAAGUCUUCCAGUUUUGGGUUUUGCCCAAGACAGGGGAACAUUGCCUGGGUCAUCAGGAAUACAUGUGCAUGCGUUUACUCAUAAUGAAGCCAACCCACAACAUCAGUUAACCAUAGCAACUGCCCCCGGUUCACUAGCAACUCUGGUUCCUGCCAUGCCCUCACAAGUCAUAGAACAAAGCCAAAAGACUCAAACUGCACAAGGAAAACCUCGACGACGGGCAACGAAACGGAAACCCAAUGCAGCUGCUGUUGGUCCUGAAGCUAAUUCCUUUCCAAGUCUUCCAGUUUUGGGUUUUGCCCAAGACGGGGGAACAUUGCUUGGGUCAUCAGGAAUACAUGUGCAUGCGUUUACUCAGAAUGAAGCCAACCCACAACAUCAGUUAGUGGUAGCAACUGCCCCCGGUUCACUAGCAACUCUGGUUCCUGCCAUGACCUCACAAGUCAUAGAACAAAGCCACAAGACUCAAACUGCACAAGGAAAACCUCGACGACGGGCAACGAAACGGAAACCCAAUGCAGCUGCUGUUGGUCCUGAAGCUAAUUCCUUUCCAAGUCUUCCAGUUUUGGGUUUUGCCCAAGACAGGGGAACAUCGCUUGGGUCAUCAGGAAUACAUGUGCAUGCGUUUACUCAGAAUGAAGCCAAUCCAAUUUCCAGUCUCCAAAAGGCUGUUGAUUUAGUUCCAGGCCAAGCUCAGAAUCUGUCCGUUGCGCAAGAGAAAUAUGGGAGUACAUCACCUUUGCUGGAAAAAAGGGAACAUGAAACAGGAGGUCGAGGUUCUGUUACUACAACUGCUUCUUCUGAGAUCACAGCUGCACCAAGCACCAAUCCUACAUACAUGAUAGAUUUGAAGAAUGAGAAUACUGCAAAUAUUGGUUCGAUGCAAGCUGGGAAUGAGCACUGGGUCAGCCAAUCUCCCACUGUUACUGCUCCAUUGGCACAAGAUUUGAUGGAGAGGACCCUUCGAGUGGGCCCUGCCGACAUGACACCCGACCAGAAGCAGAAACCAGCUGAAAAGCCCGAGUACUCUUCCAUCCAAAGCACUCGGAAAGCAGUUGGCUUUGAUGCCUCGAUGUCUGAUACGGCUACACAAAUGGAACUUCACAGGGUCAAACCUGUUGAAGUUGCCACUCCCCAAGACAAUCCGCAUCUCAGCCAUGCACUAGAUAAGAGCUCCAUCGAUGUAAAGAGAGUAGUAUCGGUUGCAGCUCUGGUGCCUGAAAUGAAGUCAUCUGCAGGAAAAGGCAAGAGCAAUGUACCUGCCGUUGCAAGACGAGUGUCCAAAAGGAAAGCUUCAGUUUCAAAUAAUUCAGGACCUGCUUUCAAAACGGGUCAGGGCUGACAGGCAAAAACUACCAGGCCAGCAGCAGGCAUGGGUCAUGUUUUCAUGGUGGGCUUGAAGGAGCAAGAAAGGAACAAUGGUAAUCAACCACCUAACUGCUACGCCUGACUUGGGAGAGAAAAGGCCUGAAAUUCUGCACCCUGAUGUAAUAUCUGGCCAGGAGCCAGAUGCAACUGAGAAGUCUGUACAGUUGAUCCAAAGCAAUAGAGAACCAGAUGUGUCAACAACAGGAGAGAAUGCUGCCAGUUUAGUGGGCAAAAGCUAUCCAUCUGUUGAAAAUGCUACACUUGGGCAGCAAAAGUCUCUCUCUGAAACACCAGUCGCAGUCCCUUCCAUCAAUGGUGGAUCUAUCAUGUGAUCUGAUGUCUUUACAUGCUUGUUAUACCUCUGUACAGUUUCUCUCUGUACAUGUUUGUAGGUAUGGCAUGUGCAAUGCCUGUGAAGAGAUGGAUGGGGUAUGGUUGAUGUUUAUACCCUUUGACUCUACGUGAUGUAUCUCAGCCUAAUACCAGUAACAAAACACAUGGGGUUGGGCUUUGCAUGUAGUCUGAUCAAUUAUCUGGGUGUGCUGGUCUCAAGUCAUUUUAGCCUGUGCUGCCGAGCCCGACCAGACUUUAUAGUUGUGUUAAAUCCUACAACUAUGCUAUUCCAAUCCUUGGUUAGGCAAUCCAUCCAUCUUGAAUGUA